AUGUCCAACAGUAGCUACAUCAACGCACUAGUACGCUAUCUCUACGAGGAGAGCCAGGAGCACAACGUUAGCACGUUAAGCCUCGCCUCGGGCUACAACCUCCAUGGCAAACAACUGAAGUCGGACACUAUUAAGUCCUAUAUUCGUCAUGUUUCAACUUUCCUGAUGCGUUUUGGGGGUCAUGACCCACGCUAUGACAAUGUUGGGGAUACAAAAAUGUCUCGUUAUCUUACUUCUAUCUUCGAUGAAGUUUCCUGCCAUGAAGGUGUUCGUGAUAAAUGCGAACCAUACACUUUACGCCUCCAGCAAGAGUUGGAAGCUCGUAUCCUCCGCGAUGCCGUUGAUCGUGACAGUCUGUUGGCCGCCCUUGCAGACUGGUUUGUUUGUCACUUGAUGACUGGGUGCCGGCUCUCCAAAUGGGCCCAGACAUCUGCUGGUAUUGAAUUUGGGCAGCACGCUCGAGAUUGCGAUGGCGUUCCCCUCGCUUUUUGUAUUGAAGAUAUCGAUUGCCGCGACGCCAAUAACGCCAAGGUACCGAUUGCAGUUUUUCUCCACCAUCCCGAGAAAGUCCACCGGAUCUAUAUCCGAUGGACACACCAGAAGAAUGGUGACCAUGGUGAACUCCGUUUGUUCACGCUUAACACUUCCAACCCGGCACGCUGUUUCAUCAAGCGCAUGCACUCACUCAUCUCGCGGUUUUACCGCCUUAUGGAUGAAUCGUUGCCCACUGGCAUUCCGCUCUCCGUUUACCGCUCCGACGGCGGUAAGGUAACCAACAUCCAUGAUGCCGUGAUCACCAAAGUGAUGCGGGACCUCGCGAUUCAUGUCUACAAAUUGGAUCCUACCAAAGACAAGAUCAAAUUCUCGUCUCAUUCCCUUCGCGUUGGCGCUUGUGUUGCUCUACAUGCCCUCGGCUUCACUUUGGACCAAAUCAAAUUCCUCCUCUGA
This is a messenger RNA of Cylindrotheca closterium, 948 nucleotides long. Lineage: Eukaryota; Bacillariophyta; Bacillariophyceae; Bacillariales; Bacillariaceae. The record is from the annotation of a GenBank genome assembly.